Molecule: messenger RNA, 1818 nt
Organism: Pestalotiopsis fici W106-1
Lineage: Eukaryota; Fungi; Ascomycota; Sordariomycetes; Amphisphaeriales; Sporocadaceae
Exons: 2
Coding region: 1-1818 (605 amino acids)
Molecular function (GO): oxidoreductase activity, acting on CH-OH group of donors; flavin adenine dinucleotide binding
Source: RefSeq, a predicted model, not a curated record
AUGCUUCGUCAAUUGACAACAGCCCUCCUCCUCGCUGCUGGAGUGGCUGCCCAGAACGCCACCAGCUAUGACUAUGUCGUCGUGGGCUCGGGGCCAGGAGGUGCACCUCUGGCAGCAAAUCUCGCCCGAGCCGGACACUCGGUCAUCCUGCUCGAGGCAGGAGACGAUCAGGGAAACAACCCCAACAUAUCUCUGAUUGGUAAUUUUCUCCCUGCCGCAAGCGAUGAGAAGACUCGAUGGGACUUUUUUUCCAAGCAUUCAGAAGAUCCAGAGAGGGAGCUCAAAUACGAACACAUGGUAUGGCGUCGGCCAGAUGGCGACUUUUAUACCGGACUAGAUCCUCCGGCUGGCUCGACGCAGCUGGGUAUAUGGUAUCCACGAGCAGGAACUCUCGGUGGAUGUGCCAUGCAUAAUGGUGGCAUUUGUGCGCUCCCCGCUGAUGAUGAUUGGAAUUACAUUGUCAAUAUUACUGGUGACCAGAGUUGGAAGGCAGAAAAUAUGCGCAAAUAUUUUGUGAAAAUGGAAAAUAAUACAUAUCUUCCAAAGGACACGCCUGGCCAUGGUUUCGAAGGCUGGCUUCAGACCUCGAUCGGUGAUUAUGGGUUUGUCAAUGGCACCAACGGUUUCAGAACCAUGGCAGAGCAAAUCGCAAAGGCCACUGGUGGUGAUUCAGCAAAACUCCCGGAAUUGGCAGUUCGAGAUGUCAAUGCGUUGGAUCCUGACAGAGACCAGGACGUUGGCAUCUUUAGUCUGGCCUUACAUAUGGACACCCAGGGAAAUCGUAUUGGAACGAAUACUUACAUCAAGGCAACUCUUGCUGAUGCAGCCAAGUAUCCACUGACGGUUCAGGUAGACAGCCUUGUGACCAAAAUCAUCUUCAACAAUGACACUGCCAACCCUGCUGCGAUUGGCGUUGAGCUUCUGAGGGGCAAGUCGCAAUAUAGUGCGGAUCCGCGGCACAAUGCAACAGCCAAGGGCAUCACUCAGCAAGUAUACGCCAGGAAAGAGGUCAUUAUCGCGGGCGGUGCCUUCAACUCGCCACAGCUGCUCAAGCUAUCCGGUAUUGGCCCCGCGGACGAGCUGAAGAAGUUCAACAUCCCCAUUGUCAAGGACCUACCUGGCGUGGGCGAGAACCUGGACGACAACUACGAAGGUUAUGUCCUUGGCCUCGCCAACAAGCCGUUCGAGGGCGCCGCGCCGCCGCCAAUGGCCGUUCUGCUCAAGACGCCAACGUCGUCCACGGGCCACCGCAACAUCCACGGCUGGUGCGGCGAGCUGUCCUUUGAGGGCUUUUGGCCAUACUUUCCCCGGGAUUACGGACCGGCCGAGUACGAGUGCGCCCUUGUGCACAUGAACCCCAGGUCCCAGGCGGGCUACGUGCGGCUCCGCUCUGCCGACCCGACCGACAUGCCCGAGAUCAACCUGCGCUUCUUUGAGCACGGCGAGGACGCCGACCUGCAGGAGAUGCUGGACGCGGUCAAGGUGUUCCGCCGAGCCUUUGGCGCGGCCCCGGGGCCCGAUAUUGCCCCCUUUGACGAGCUGCACCCGUGUCCCGGCGUGAAUCAAAACUGCAGCGACGCACAGAUCAAGGAGACGCUGAAACUGCAGGCCCACAGUCAUCACCCCACGAGUACGUGCGCCAUUGGGCCCGCGUCGGAUAGGAUGGCGGUCCUGGACAGCAAGUUUAGAGUCCACGGCAUCAAGAAUCUCAGGGUCGUGGAUGCAAGUGCUUUUCCCAAGGUGCCUGGCGCGUUUCCCGUUUGUCCUACAAUGAUGCUUGCCGAGAAGGCCAGCGAUGAUAUCUUGACUGGUGCAUGA